UAAUGUGCAAGUGAACGAUAAUGUUUAAAUAGAUAAUCGAUUCUAUAGUAAUGGAUUAUCAUAGCAAGAUAAGUAGUAGUGUCGGUGUUGAGGUUAUAAAAAAAAAAUAUUAAAACUUCGUGAAUCCCAUAUGAUAAUUAUAGCGAGCUAAAUAUAGUAUAAUUUCGUAAUACAACAAACUCCCGAUGUUUUACAUGAAUCAGUCGACGUUAACCGGGGAACGGGUGAUAAGGAUGUGAAUGUUGUGAUAAGUGAAUAAGCAUUAGUGAAGGAUAUACUUUGUAUGAAUUUGUUUAAACCAUUUUAUUCGGAUUUCCAGUGUUAGUGGAAUUAAUUAUGAUCAAUUAAAGCCAAAAUAUGAUGUCUACGAGGUAGCUGGUCGGCUCGCGCAGCAAUGCCGCUGCCGAAGCGUUGCGUAGAGCCGGUGCACGUGUCGCGAGGCACGGUACCCGAGCGGCUCGCGGUACCCUCCGAGCUAGAGGCUGUCACCAAUGGAACACUCGCCAACACUGUCCGACAGCUCUCUUCACUAUCGAAACAUGCAGAAGAUAUGUUCGGUGAGCUGACUCGUGAGGCCACAGGUUUGGCGGAAAGGACCAAUGUACUGCAAGCCCGGAUAGACAGGCUGGCCAUAAAGGUCACGCAGCUGGACUCUGGCGUUGAGGAAGUAUCUCUUCAAGAUAUCCAGAUGCGCAAAGCAUUCCGCUCUUCCCGGACGUUCCAACAGCAGCUGUUCUCACGGAGCACGAUGCCGUCGGCGAUGCUGGCGACGUACGCGCGGUGCGACCGCCCGCCGCCGCUCGAGCGGCUCAACGAGUUCCGGGACGACGGUCGCGACGCCAGGAAAUUCUACACGGAUCCUGAUUAUUUCUUCGAGCUGUGGCGUAGGGAGAUGCUGCAGGACACUGAGCGUAUACAGCACGGGAAGAAGGUGCGGCCGGCGCGAGGCGGCGCGGACGGGCGCGCGGGGCGGCGCGUGCGGGCGCCGCACUCGACGCGCGAGAAGCAGAAGGCGGCCGCCGUGACGCGCGGCGAGCACAUCAUGGCGCCCAGCCAGCUGCGCCACUACAACAUCGAGCCCGCGCCCGCGCCCGCGCCGCAGCCCGCCGCGCUCUACCGCGCCGACUCCCUCUACCAGCCAACCUCAGUUCCAGACGGAGGUUACAGGGUGUCACAGAAUCGUCAGUCAUCGAACCAGCCCGCGAGACCUAACUCGAUCGAGAUAGAGAAUCAGCAGAACAGACAACCUAGAAUCACAGGAAAUGGGCAUGUGUUCUCGCCGGUGAUGUCGGAGGAGAGCCCGUACGGGCCGGCGGAGCCGAUCUACGGCAACAGCGGCGCGGGCACGCCGCGGCGGCCGCGGCCGUCCGUGCCGCCGCCCGCGCCGCCCGCGCCCGCCGCGCCGCCCGCCGACGCGCCGCCCGCCCACACGCCCACCAGGUGCACGCUGCCGCCGCCGCCGCCGCCGCCGGACGGCGCGCCGCUGUCGCCGCCGCCGCUCGUGAACGGCGCCUCGCCGCCGCACCACCAGCACCGCUCCGCGCUCGACGCGCACCUCGACCACAUGCACGCCGUCAUCGGCAUGAUGUCGGAGGAGCCGGGCACGUGCUCGCCACCGCCGCCGCCGCCGGCGCCGCCCGCCCCGCCCGCGCCGCCCUCGCCGCCGGCGGCGGGCCCGGGCGCGGACGACCGCCCGCGGCCGCCGUCGCCCGGCGCGCUGGCUCGGGGCGCCUCGGCCCUGAAACCACCACGGCCGCCCGCCGAGCCGCAGCCCGACCCGCGCUCCGAUCUUCUCAAGGCUAUCCGCGACGGCAUAAAACUACGCAAGGUGGAGAAACGGUGCGACGAGAACACGGGGCGGUACGACACGCUGCGCAGCGCGCCGGCGCUGCACGACGUGGCGUCGAUCCUGGCGCGGCGCGUGGCCGUCGAGCUCAGCGACACCAGCUCCGGCGCAGACUCCGACUCCGACGACUCCGAGCAGUGGACCGAGAGCCGCGCGUGACGCCGCGCCGACCCGCCGCCCGCCUCCCAGCCGCCGCAGCCGCCCCACCCGCCCCAGCCGCCCCACCCGCCGCCGCCGCACGCCGACGCCCGCGGCGAGCCCGUCGCCAUCACCAUCAACCGCGCCAAGCUCGACGC
Messenger RNA from Galleria mellonella (greater wax moth), 2142 nucleotides. RefSeq names its product actin-binding protein WASF2 (gene SCAR). Gene Ontology annotation, cellular component: SCAR complex; cytoskeleton. Gene Ontology annotation, biological process: positive regulation of Arp2/3 complex-mediated actin nucleation; actin cytoskeleton organization. The record is from RefSeq and is a predicted model, not a curated record. NCBI's taxonomy places the organism in Eukaryota, Metazoa, Arthropoda, Insecta, Lepidoptera, Pyralidae. The coding region runs from base 395 to 2005 and encodes 536 amino acids. Gene Ontology annotation, molecular function: actin binding; Arp2/3 complex binding; protein kinase A regulatory subunit binding. The transcript has 10 exons.